This is a messenger RNA of Puccinia triticina, 198 nucleotides long. RefSeq lists its product as uncharacterized. The record is from RefSeq and is a predicted model, not a curated record. The coding region runs from base 1 to 198 and encodes 65 amino acids. The transcript is spliced from 2 exons. Lineage: Eukaryota; Fungi; Basidiomycota; Pucciniomycetes; Pucciniales; Pucciniaceae.
AUGCUUUUUUUGCAACCAGCAAUCAGAGAUGGCCCUGUGGCCCAAAGCAGCUCCACUAGGAAAGGAAUUGGGCUGGCCUACUCGGAAGAAGACACCCCCUUGAACCCUUCAUUCAUCAACAGUCUUUGGAAUAUCAGCCUCCUCCUCCCCCAACCCCACUCAAAGAUCAAUUCCAACUCCCAUCCACAAUUGAUUUAA